Condylostylus longicornis is the source of this 266-nucleotide messenger RNA. It is a transcript of the gene sloth2, whose product is annotated as ubiquinol-cytochrome-c reductase complex assembly factor 6. The record is from RefSeq and is a predicted model, not a curated record. The coding region runs from base 1 to 207 and encodes 68 amino acids. Gene Ontology annotation, biological process: mitochondrial respiratory chain complex III assembly. Lineage: Eukaryota; Metazoa; Arthropoda; Insecta; Diptera; Dolichopodidae. The transcript has a single exon.
AUGCCAGCUGGAGUUUCAUGGGGCGAGUAUUUGAAAUUUCUUUCAUGCGCGUUAGUAACCAUGUUUGCUGGCUCACAAGCUGUACAUCUCUAUUAUAAACCGCUUAAAGAUUUAAAUGCUUAUAUAAGAGAAGAAUUAAAAAAAGAUCCUUCUAUCGAUCCAAAACUAAUACUGCAGUCGCUGGAAAAUGAAAAUAACAAAACCUAGAGUUGUUAUAAAAAUUAAGUAGUGAAAUAAAAUGAAGACGUUUUAGUUAUUUAUAAAAA